AUGACUUCGCCUGCUGCGCACCAAAACCAAACCCCGGCGUCGAACAACUCUACGGCCGCCCCGGCAACAUCGUACGCUUCUGCCGCUGGCGCAGCAAAGAAGCCGUCAUCGACGCCGGUGGUCGUUGCUAGCUCUACCCCACCGGUUGUUGCGGCUGGAUCGACAAGCUCUGCACCGCACCAUGCUAAGUCGUCUUCUAUCUCGCCUAUGAACGGCCGACCGAACAUCAUGCCUGCCAUCCCGAACGUUGCCCCCGUAGUAGUCGGCUCAUCAACUGUUAAUGGUUCCGCCGACCACAACCGCAAAAGCUCGGUUACUAUGAGCGCGAACGGCCCCAACAGCUACUCGACUAACGGUGGUAUUGCGGGUAAAGCCAGUAUCCAAUUUGGUUACGACUCGCCUGCUGUCUCGCACAGCUCGCCCCAGCCCGGAUCCGCUCCGAUUCCCAUCCCUGAUAGCAAUCCUCGCGUGACAUCGCCUCAGAAUUCUCCAUCUCCUAUCCCGCAACCUUCUGCUACCGGCGGUGGUCGACCUCCCUCGGGAACUGCUCAACAGGGUAUGACGUUUGGUAGCUUUGGUGGUGAUAGCGAUCGUUCUCAUAUACGGGCGGCUUCCGUAUCGCACGACCCACAUUCUUUAGGAUCCCAACAAUCUCCUCAUAUGAGAAGAGGCUCUAACGUUAGCGACAUGAGCAACCAAGGACCGCCUCAUAUGGGUCGAGGCAACUACCCGUCUGCUGGUCGUGGCCGGGGAUUUACUAACAACUCGUACAAUCAACCCAUGGGAUAUCCUCCGAAUAACUACAGCAGAGGCCCCCAGAAUUCAGGACGAGGCGGUAUCCCUCCCGCUUUCGGCGAUUCUCGUCAACGCCAGUUCGGUACUCCGCCGCCGCAACAUCGAAGCCCUGCGCUACCACCUGCCAUGCCUCACGCCCCGGGUGUACCUCCGGCCGGCAUGCCUCAGUUUUAUUACCCACCUCCUCAGCAAAUACAGCAGAUGCAGCAAAUGGGUCCGCAUCCAGUACAACAAGUAAAACCCCCUUUUCCCCCUUUCCCCCCUAAUCCUGAACGCACCAAUAUCAAAGUUCCGAAGAGAAAAGGAAAUCGUCGCGAGACUGAGAAGUUCUCGAACCAACAACGACGACCAGACUCUUUCGACAACAAUGAUCAACAAGACUUCAGUCAGAAGAAUCGACGCUUUAGUAAGCGUCCUGAUCAGCGAUUCAUCGCGGAUGGCUCGCGUCGUCGUGGUUCAAUUCCGUUCGAUAGGAUGGAAACGUCGCACACGGAGCCUCCUGUGAUCCCGCUAGUACAUCCAUCCCCCAUCGUCCAUUCAUUUCAGCCAACUCAUAGACGGAUAGAUCUGUCACCAGAGAGUGGCAAUUUUGAUCGGUUUCUAACAAGCUCACAGGGUUUUUACCAACACUAUGACCCGAACAUGCGACCAGGCAUGCAUGUACCCGCAUUCCCAUCCUAUCCGAUUAUGCAUGGACAAAACCAGUCUCCUGUUCCUACUUUCCAGCAGCCCUUUAACCAAGGCCCAUACAAUGCUCUGGGAGGACAGCCAAUGUCUCGUAACUCUUCGCAGGUAUCCACAGAUCACCGACCCGCAUCGAGCACAGGUCAAAGUCAGGCGCCCGUUGUCGCCCAAAGCACCCCGCAGCCCCAGCCAGCACAAAUCAAGCCCGCCGUCGUCGCUUCGCCCCAAUUUAACCGCCCCCCGAAGAAGAGCAUGGCAAUUACUAUCAAGAAUGCCGCUGGAGAGACAGUGGAUCUUAGCAACGUAAGGGCCCAGCCCGCUUCACCCGCACCGAGCAGCCAGCAGUCAAAAACACCGCCAGCUAUCGCUCCGACUCCCACCCCUCCACCAAAGACCUCGACGCCGAAGCUUUCUACGCCAGCGCAUUCUCGUGCAGAUUCCGUGAGCAAUUCAAAGACAGCCGAGGAAGUGCGAAACGAAUUUAAGGAGAAGAUGAAGCAGGCUGCUAGCGGAGAGAAACCGAAGGAGGAUGAAGCGGCCAAGACGGCAGCCGAGAAAGCCAACGAAGAGGAGCGCAUAAAGGCGGAGCAAAAGGUGCAAGAAGAGGCUAAGGCUGCUGAAGAAGCAAAGGCACGACAAGAAGUCGAGGAGAAAGAAAAGGCCGAGCGUGAGGCAGCAGCAGCCAAGAAGGAGGAGGCUCCUAAGGCUACAGAAGAAACCGAGGACGAGGAAAUGGAGCGAAUGAUUCGGGAAAUGGAGGAGGCGGAGGCAAAACGCGAGAAAGAGGAAGAGGAGCAUCGUGCUAAAGUUGCGGCUGAGAAAGCUGUUAAACAGAAGGCCGAGGAAGAGGAACGCAAAAAGAGCGCUGCCGACAACGACCGCAAGCUACGCGAGCAAGAGGCAGAGAUGGAACGGCUAGAAGAAGAAAAAGAGCGCAAACGGGCCCAAGAGGGUUCCGGCCCGUCUGUAGCGGAUCUCCUCAAGCAACCGUUCGGAAAACAGGCCGAAAAGACGGAUUCACCUUCCACGGCCGAAACCACUGCGAAAUUGGCCAACCUUUCUCUUAACGAAAAGCCAUCUGUUGGUGCUGGCACGAAGCCAACCCAGGGUGGACGUGGCCCUAAGCCCGCUGCCCUUAAUCUUGCACCCCUCAACACCAAGUCUGUUGAACCUCCCCAGCCCAGCGCUGCUCUCCAGUCUCUUAAGACAGCUAGGCUCCUUGGUUCUAGCUCCAUUAAGGCCGAUCUUUAUCCUGCUGGAAUCCAGUCACCCAACCCGGCCUUGAACGCAGCUGUUGCCAGAAAGGGUACCUCGUUCAAAUACGAUUCCGCUUUCUUACUUCAGUUCCAGAAGGUGUUCACCGAGCAGCCUUCGCUUGAUUUCCACCAACAAGUCAAGACUCUUAUUGGGGAUAGUGAUGGUGGAAGGUCUGCAUCUGCUCGAACUCCUGCCGGUCUUUCUAAUCGACAGAAUUCUAGAACUGGUGUCCCUGGUAUCACUGGUUUUGGCAGUUUUGCUGCUCCUGGUGGCCGCACAUUACCGCCUGGCACUACGUCUGCGCAGCGGUUUGAAAUGAGCAGUGACAAAUCAAUGCCGCGACCGGCCAUCAACCCCAUGGCUAGCUUCCAGCGACCCGGUGGAGCGUUCCCUGGUGGCAGCCAGAUGGCCCGCACACCUUCUAGUUCUAACAUGAGCAUGCCCCACUCUCCACGACAAGGAAGUCGCCGUAAUGCUAGCAAGCAGAACACUUUCAAUGCCAAGGUGGAGGCUCAGGCAGCUAAGACCAUGCCGCUUACCCAAGGUAUGAAGAUUGAGGCUCUUAAUACUUCCUCGUCAGGCUGGAAGCCAAGCAGCAUUGGCAAGGGUCCGGCAGCAGCCGCAGCUGGACCCAAUGCAGCUGGUCUACUAGACCCAUCUAUGGUCCAACGUAAGGUCAAGGCUGCUCUGAACAAGAUGACACCCGAGAACUUUGACAGGAUUUCGGAUCAAAUCCUUCAGAUCGCAGCGCAGUCUAAGGACGAAAGUGAUGGCAGGACCCUUCGACAAGUUAUCCAGCUCACUUUUGAGAAAGCUACUGAUGAGGCGCAUUGGGCCUCGAUGUACGCGAAGUUCUGCAAGAGGAUGCUGGAAAUGAUGAGCCCAGAGAUCAAAGACGAGAACAUAAAGGACAAGAAUGGACAGGUUGUGAGCGGUGGUGCGUUGUUCCGAAAAUAUCUUCUUAACCGUUGCCAAGAAGAGUUCGAGCGCGGCUGGCAAAUUCAACUUCCGGAACCAAAGGAAGGAGAAGAUAAGAAGGCUCUCGAGGCUGCUAUGCUUUCUGAUGAGUACUACAUUGCUGCGGCUGCUAAACGUCGUGGUCUUGGAUUGGUUCAGUUCAUUGGCGAGCUAUACAAACUAGGUAUGCUCACAGAGCGUAUUAUGCACGAAUGUGUCCGCAAAUUGGUUGAUUACUCUGGCAUUCCCGACGAAGCUGAGAUUGAAUCUCUUUCCAAGCUACUCCGAACUAUCGGAGCUAACCUAGAUGCUGCGGAGAAGGGUCGUGCCAUGAUGAACGCCUACUUCGGUAGGAUUCAGGACAUGGUUAACCUCCCCGAUCUACCCAGUCGUCUUAAGUUUAUGCUUAUGGACAUUAUCGAUUUGAGGAGGGCCAAUUGGGUCUCUAAGGAAGCCAAUAAAGGACCGAAGACGCUUGAGGAAGUUCGUGCUGAGGCUGAGGCUCAAGCAGCUCAGAAGGCAGCUGAAGCUGCACGAACGAACCAGCGAGGUGGUGGAGGUGGCCCUGGUCGGGCACAAGUUGGCCGUGGCGAUGCCAGAAAUUUCUCUGGAUAUGCUCAGCAAGCUCAAAACCAGGUCGGCAUGGAUGAUUUACGUCGUCUGAAAGGAAGCGCUAGCCGCACGUCUAGCGCCAACAUUUCUUUGGGGCCAAUGUCGAUGUUGAACUCUCGUAGUAACAGUGGCCGUCGCUUAGGCCCUGGUGGCUCGCUGAGCCGAGGAGCUGAGGAUUCCGGUGCGUCCUCCAGAACUGGAACGCCGCCGGUAAGGGAAACGCAGACCAGCACUAAUUCGUUCGGUCUACUCGCCACCAUGGAUUCGGAGAACCCGGCAUCGCCGCCCUCUACUGCAGCAUCGCCUGCUCUAGCUAAAGUUGCUCCGGAUACCACAUCUACAUCCGAAAAGGGGAAGGAGAGCAGUUGA
Molecule: messenger RNA, 4674 nt
Organism: Hypoxylon trugodes
Lineage: Eukaryota; Fungi; Ascomycota; Sordariomycetes; Xylariales; Hypoxylaceae
Exons: 3
Coding region: 1-4674 (1557 amino acids)
Cellular component (GO): eukaryotic translation initiation factor 4F complex
Molecular function (GO): protein binding; mRNA binding; translation initiation factor activity
Source: RefSeq, a predicted model, not a curated record